CACUGUGGAUUGUUUACACUCUUUCCCUGUCCUCAUCUGGUCAUCAGAAUCAAUCCAGGCAUUCCCUAAAACAAGCAGCCACAACACAAGUCUUUACAUAAAGAAAACCCAAGAUUGCAUUUUCCUAAAGUCUGAACAAAGGCCAGGGUCCUCUGCUCCUGUUUCCGGGGCAGGUCUUCAGGCACCACCAGUGCUCAUUUGAUCAGUGGUUAACAGUGGUGCAGCUGUUGGAGACCCUGGAUCUGCCCGAUAGAGGAGUCUCGAGCCCAGGAGAAAAGAGCCUCAGCUGCCCUGUUGGAGCUGACUAUUGGAGAACUUCCCCAGGGGCAUUUUUUUCCCAACAGAAAGAUGGUGAAGUGGUUGAGUGUCAUCCUUGCAGUGACCUUGAUGAUGGACUGGAGAAGCUGGGCUCUAGAGAGCUGUCUUCAGGAGCAACAGAGGCUCAAGGACCAACUGAGACUCCUGGAGGCUCGGGUCAAGCAGCAACAGACAAAGAUUGAACAGCUCCUUCGGGAACAGGAGCUUCAGUUGCUUGACAGAGGAGAAGAAAAGAGCUUCCGCCAUGUUGGAGGAAAGAGGCAAUAUGCAGACUGUUCAGAGAUAUUCAAUGAUGGACACAAGCUCAGUGGUUUCUACAAAAUCAAGCCCAUGCAAAGCCCGGUGGAGUUCUCGGCUUACUGCGACAUGACAGAUGGAGGAGGCUGGACAGUGGUUCAAAGGCGUGUGGAUGGCUCAGAGAACUUUGACAGGAACUGGGCCGACUAUGAGAAAGGUUUUGGAAAUUUCGUCCAGAAAAAUGGCGAAUACUGGCUUGGGAAUAAAAAUCUCCACUUCCUGACCACCCAACGAGACUACACUCUGAAGAUCGACCUGGCUGACUUCGAAGGAGAGAGCCGUUUCGCCCAGUACGAAAGCUUCCGAGUGGGCGACGAGCAGAGCGCCUACGAGCUGAGCUUCCGGGAGUACUCGGGCACCGCGGGAGACGCCCUGUCGGGGAGCUUCCAUCCUGAGGUCCAGUGGUGGGCCAGCCACCUGCGGAUGAAGUUCAGCACCAGAGACCGAGAUAACGACAACUACUCGGGCAACUGUGCGCAGGACGACAAAGGGGGCUGGUGGUACAACAGGUGCCACUCAGCCAACCUCAACGGUCUGUACUACAGAGGGGCCUACACCGGUGACACGGACAAUGGCAUCGUUUGGUACACCUGGCAUGGCUGGUGGUAUUCCCUGAAAUCGGUCGUUAUGAAGAUCAGGCCCCGUGAUUUUGUGCCCAAUGUCGUCUAACUAUGCAUUCGAGCUCUGGCUUCUCCAUCAUUCUUCUGUAUUAAAACUCACCUGCCAUCCCAAGUGGGCGAUGGAGCUUGGCCAAGGC
This is a messenger RNA of Monodelphis domestica (gray short-tailed opossum), 1372 nucleotides long. RefSeq names its product fibrinogen like 1 (gene FGL1). Gene Ontology annotation, biological process: positive regulation of heterotypic cell-cell adhesion; fibrinolysis; blood coagulation, common pathway. Gene Ontology annotation, molecular function: extracellular matrix structural constituent; protein-macromolecule adaptor activity. Lineage: Eukaryota; Metazoa; Chordata; Mammalia; Didelphimorphia; Didelphidae. Gene Ontology annotation, cellular component: fibrinogen complex. The record is from RefSeq and is a predicted model, not a curated record.